AUGGUGCAAGUAAAGAUGUCCAAAUCUUCCGCAGACCCUCUGUCUGGUGUAGAAAGCGCUUCUCAGUCGCACUAUUUUCAGCUUCCACGAAAGUUGCCGAAACGCAAGGGUCGUUUUAAACGUUCAGAUGGCAGCACAUCUUCUGAUACCACCUCCAGCUUUAUCAAACGACAGGGUUCAGCCGAUUCGUACACGAGCAGACCUUCGGAUUCCGACCUGUCAGCGGAGGAGGACCGCGAGGCGUAUCGGCGUGAAGCCGAACGCCAGGCCCAGCUGCAGCUCGAGAGAGCCAAGUCAAAACCUGUAGCAUUCGCAGUGAAGACGAAUGUGAAUUAUUGCGGGGCUCUAGAUGAGGAAUGUCCUGUUCAGGGUGCUGCCAUAAACUUUGAAGCCAAAGACUUUCUGCACAUUAAAGAGAAGUACAAUAAUGACUGGUGGAUUGGAAGGCUGGUGAAAGAGGGGGCAGACAUCAGCUUCAUUCCCAGCCCCCUCCGACUGGAGGCCAUGAGACUCAAACAGGAGCAGAAACAGCAGAGGAAAAGCGGUAACUCGUCCUCAAGCCUGGGCGAUAUGGUUUCAGGAGGUUGGAGAUCCACACCGCCAUCUGCAGGUGAGACCAAACAGAAGCUAAAGCAGACUGAACACAUUCCUCCAUAUGAUGUGGUGCCGUCCAUGAGGCCUGUGGUUCUGGUAGGACCGUCACUGAAGGGAUAUGAGGUGACAGACAUGAUGCAGAAAGCUCUGUUUGACUUUCUCAAACAUCGCUUUGAUGGACGGAUUUCUAUAACCCGGGUAACUGCUGACCUUUCAUUGGCCAAGAGAUCAGUUCUCAACAAGAGGCCCAUCAUGGAGAGGUCAAACACACGGACCAGUUUGGCGGAGGUACAGAGUGAGAUUGAGAGAAUAUUUGAGUUGGCCAAAACCCUUCAGCUUGUGAUUCUGGAUGCAGACACCAUUAACCAUCCAGCACAAUUAGCUAAAACCUCUCUAGCACCUAUUAUUGUAUACGUAAAGGUCACGUCUCCAAAGGUCCUACAGCGGUUGAUAAAAUCCAGGGGUAAAUCACAGAGCAAACACCUCAAUGUUCAGAUGAUGGCCGCAGAUAAACUGACUCAGUGUCCCCCUGAGAUGUUUGAUGUCAUUUUGGAUGAGAAUCAGUUGGAGGACGCCUGCGAACACCUGGCUGAAUAUUUGGAGGUUUACUGGCGUGCCACUCAUCUGCCAGGCACCACCCCUCUCAACCCGCUAUUGGAGCAAAAUUUGAUGACCCCACCCUCUGCAAUCUCCAGUCUACAGAACCAGCAGCUGUCGCCUGCCGGGGGUGGAGGGGGAGUGGAGGAGGAGGAGCAGGGAGAGCAGGACAGCCUCAUGCCCUCCGACGAGGCCAGUGACUCUCGCUCCCUCCACCGAGGAGGCUCUAGCUCCCUGCACCCCCCAGAGGACGAGGAAGAAGAGGAAGAGGAGGAGGAAGAUGAUGAUUACCAACCCCAUCGCCACUCGAACCCCUACCGUGAUGUUUACCCACCUAACCGUAACCACCCUGGUGGGAUCCACAGUGCUAAUGGACACGAGUCACAGGACCGACUACUGCAGCAGCGAGACUCACAGGAAGGACACAACCAACGAAACAACCGUCAGCGCUCGAGAGCCUGGCCGAGAGACAACUACUGACUGGUCAGCUGCAGGAGAGGGUUGAGUUGUGAAUUGGGGUGAGGAACUGGAAACGCAGUGUUAGUGGAUAAAGGUUGAUGAAAAGAUCCUGUCGUUUUUAAGCUCAUGUGGUCAUCAUUGUCUUUGGUGGCGCACGGCAUUUGCUUUCAAAAGACAGAGCAGCUUUUCUCCAUUGAGAUCAAAUGCAUGUUCGUUUUGAAAUAAUAUUUGAGCUUCCUCUGAAUACCCUAACCCCACCCAAUUCAAGUAGUACUUUAUAAUCAUACGCUCUCCCUGAACCUAAUGAGCACAGAGAGCGGUAUAGGAAAAGGAAAAGCACUUUUAUAGCAUGGGACGAAAGACGUUGUAGCAUUUUGUUGCAUCAUUUUUUUUGCUAGCGCGCUUGUAAAUGUGAAUACUACUCACCUUGUUUUGGUUUAAGCCCUCUUUUGUGGUGUUGCCUGAUUGGAGCACUUGAUGUUUACAUGUGUAUCAUUCAGGCAACUGACAUAUGAAUGAUUACAUUCCCUGUCACAUUCACAGAUGUAGCACACACUGCCGCUUGCAAAAGCACCAUGUAAAUGCGGUAUAUGUCAGAUAGGAAUUCAGGGUUAUGCUCUACUUUCGUAGAGUGACUAUAGUCUGAGUUUGCACAUGAGGUGAAUUACAUCUUCAGAAUGAGAAGAAGCAGUCUAUCUUCCUGCAUUUCCGCACUGCCGCAUAAAGAAAGAACUUAAUUAGGUCAGUGUCAUCAGUUUCUUUUUCUGGGAAAUGAGAAGGACUAAAAAUUGGAGUUAUUUUAUCACCCAACAGUAGAUCGGUCUCCAGAUUUUUCUAUAGAAUGUUUUUCUAUGUACCAAGUUAGGUGUCCCUUUUAGGAUAGUCAUAUGUGAUGCACUGAGAGUUGCAGAAAGGUAGCUCAUAUAUUUUACUUAUGAGAGGUAAUAUAAGAAAAUAGAACACUUCAUAAGAUCUGGCAUUUGAGGACAGUAGAUCCCACCUUUCAUUUAAAGACACAUUAUUGGCAAAAAUGUUCUGAUCGGUUUUGUCUAGAACUUGCAUAAUAUGCCGAGUAUAGACUGCAUGAUUUUCAAAGUAGUCAUGUCAUGGAUGUUUUCACACUGCAUAACUAUCUGGGGUAGCGUUUCGUCGGUGCUGUGUUUACAAUGUAGGAUGGAUCUGCGAAGAUGUCCUUCAAAAUAGGAAGAAAUGCCAACAACUUUGUCCAAACUAUGUCUCACAACUGAACACACACGAGAAGUGACAUGGAAAAAAUGCGAGGUCAUGUAAUAUAUCAUUCGUUAUUAACUACAUAAUGGAAAAAGAAGGUAGGAAAUGUACUUAUUUUGCUCACCUGGCUUUUGAAGAGAAUGAGCAAUUUCUUUUCAACUUUUUUUACUUUUUGACCUGGGUGUGGUAUUGCUCCGAGGACACGUCAAACAGACACGGGUGCUCCUGCCAAAUUUCCACUAGUUUUCCUCCAUUUCCUGAGUCCAAAUAAACUGAUAAUGAGUGCUUUUAACUUCUCCCACAACCUCCUGCUGGCCUGCAGAUACCCAUACUAGUGGAUGCUGCUCUCUCAUUGGCUGUAGGUAAUCUGCAAUAUUAUUUUCAAUCAGAAAACAUUUCACACGGCAUGAUUUGAAUCGCCGACAGGUCCAGAUAUUUAGCACACCAAAUAUCUCACGAGUGUCUGCGACUCAUCAUCGCAUUGUCUCAGAUCGCGUCCUUGAUAGUUCAUACUGUGUGAUUGUUACUCACAUGAACAAGCAACGAUUUGCCUGUGAUUUCAGGCAUUUGUCAGCGAUUUCUCAAAACAUGUCGGCAAGUUAAAAUCGGUGCUAAAAUCAUGCAAUCUGAACUCGGCAUUAGCGAGUUACAGAAGCCAAAUGAACGUUUGUGAUACCAAGAACAGACAACUCUUCAUGUUUGGAAGCUAAUAACUGAUAUAUAGACUAAUCAUAUUUACAAUUUAUUUGUUCAAUUGACCUUGUCAGAGACUGUAAAAAUCACUCUGAAAACAAACACAAACAACAAUCGCAUUUUAAAGAUAAGAAAACCCACCUUUGCGUUUUAGCCAAUCACCUCAUCAGGAAAAGCAUUCUGAUGUUUUGUUUAGAACCUGCAUGAACAUUAGCUAGACUAACCUUAUGUAAAAAGCAGCUGAUGGCAAAUUUACAUCUUGUUUUUGAUUUUUACUUUUAAGUACUGAUAUAAAAUUUUGGCCAAAACCAAUAAUGUUAACUCUUUAUAGCUGAAGGUCGAUAACUUUUUCUUUGAUAUCUUUUCCCAAGGUAACACACAAACUGUAAUAGUCCUCUUUUUUUUGUUCAAUGGUGUAGAAAAACUUUCAGACUGCCGAUAUCUUGUCUUCCCUCUUUGCAACUGCUACUUGCUUAAUGUCACCAAUCAAAACCCUCAUGGCCAGCAGCACACUUCAGAAGUGUAUCAACUGGCAAAAAAGUCCACAAUUUAUAAGCCGAUAAUGUAUUUUCUUAAACUUUAAAAAUCAGCAUUUUUCUGCCGAUACCGAUAUGGUUGCCGAUGUAUUGUGCAUCACUAUUUUUUUAAAAGGAUGAUGAACAGUUAUCCCCAUUUAAGCGAAAAAGUUGUGCUGCAAACUAGCAUUACCAAAAUGGCCCUCUGAUUGAACUGCCCAAGAAGACUUUGUUGUUACUAAGAAGAAUGUGGAUCUAGCAAGAAAGUAAUCUUCCUCUGUCCUCAAUUUCUUGCCACUCUUUUCUCUCCGAGGCUCUGGGUGACAGUUUUUGUGGCCUACUUAAAAACGUCAUAUUGUUUUUGCUAAACCUUUGCUAAUUUAAUGACCUUAUUGGUGAUUAUAUUAGCACAGACCUACCAAGUUUGUAAUGACCAAAUGGAAGAAAGUUUCUCCCUUUUCGCAUUUUCAUGACUCUAGACUCGGAUGUUACCUGUAGCAGCUUGGACUAAGGUUUAUUCAGUGUAGGAAAAUUCAAACUGGCCUUAAUACAUACCUGUAUAUCACAGGUGUCAAACCCAGUUCCUGGAGGGCCGCAGCUCUGCACAGUUUAGUUUUAACCCUGAUUAAACACACCUGAUCAUACUAAUUAAGUCCUUCAGGCAUGUUUGAGACCUACAGGUAAAGAUGCGGUCACACUGCACUUUUCUCCAAAUAGACUUUCAUUCAUACGCGAAUGCGUCAAACCGAAAACGCAAGGUCGUGCUGCAAGUUUCGCAAUUUGCUGCGUUGGAAAGUUCAAGCUUGGUGAACUCUGACCUGCGAAAUCGCAUCACAUGAUUGCAUGAGACCAAUCGAGGAUCAAAAAAUGACAGAACAGGAAUUUAAAACAUGGACCAAUCGCUUGCUUUUUUUAAUGUCUAAUCAUCUUGUUUAAUCCUGCCCAUUUUCACAGCGUCGUACAGCAGAAUUUCGCACAGACACACUCUAGUGUGACAGCAGCAUUAGUGUGAAGCAGUGUUGGAACUAAACUGUGCAGGGCUGGGGCCCUCCAGAAACUGAGUUUGACAGCCCUGCUGUAUAUCUUUACCACUGCAUGUCUCAAAUACAAUUAUUUAGGACUAUUUGCACAUUAGGGUUGGAACAGGGCCUUUAGAAAACUUAUUAGGGUAGAAAAAUCUACUCUAUUUUUUGGAGAAGGGGUGGGAUUGAGUGGGACGGUAUUUUAGAAUCUGCAACAGAAUAUUAGUAUCGCAUCUAAGAAUAGGUAGUGUAUAUAUAUAUUUACUGAAUGAAAUUUUACCAGAUCCUGAAUAUAAUUAUUUAGAACGUUACUUUGUAUUUAUGGAUCUGUAUGUUUACAAAGUCAGGACUGCUCUCAGUCACAGAUUGUCGACGUGAGAUGCAUUGAAAUAUAUGUAACGUCAGUUGUUGUACGGUUAUGUGAAGUCACAUAAAGUUGCAGUACACUCUCAUGUAGCGCUGUAGUCACUGAUUUGAGAAGUUAUAAUAAAACAGAAAUUGCUAAUGACUUGGCCUCUAGAUUCCAGUACUAAAAAUCGCCACACUUAAUUUUUCUUAAUUACAAAUCUUUCUCAUUUAUAUCAAUUGUAGGACAUACAAGGUAAACUACACAGUUCCUUACAAACAUGCACAGAGACUUGAGUGAAUGUAUAGUUGCAUGCCUUAACACUUCUAGUCCUCAGCACUAACAUAUUGUCCUCUAGGGGGAUGGUGCUAAAUUGACUGUCCCUCGAUUGAUUGUGUUGCGUUGAUUGUAUUGGGUCCGUACACUCCCAGAAUGCACUUUCAGAAACAUCCCUCCUCACAUUAGAUUGUAAAGACUUGUGUUAUUGACCACAAUUGAAGAUUGAGCCAUCAGUGUCCAGCAUAGUCCCCAACAUAGUUUGUUAGCACCAUAGCUUCAUUCUAGAGCAUUUUAAUCUCUGAAAUACAAGAGAAGCAACACUUACUAGUUGCUACUACAUUACAUUGACGUGGUAAAACCAAUAGGCCUGAAAUAUACUCUACACAAGUGUCUUCAUUUGAGUUUUUAAAAUGUGAGAUCAUAAUGAUCUUUAAACUCUUUCUUUGCCAUGUCAGUGAUUGGUGUGAAGGAGAAAAUGUAGAUUAGAAGAAGACAGUAGCUACAUUGUCAUUACCCUUCAAAUUGCACAAACUGAAGUUGCGCAUUGAAAAUAUGCCCAUUCGAAACAAAUUUAGCAAGUAACAAUAUAUUGCUAAGAAGGUUUUGUGCUUGUGUAAUAUUGAAAAAAGUUUUAUGUCAUAUGGCCAUUUUUAAUAAUUUUUUGUGUGUUUAUUGGUAGAAAAUGGCUCUUUUGGGCUUGAGGCAAGAAGAAUUCCAUUGCACAACUCAAAAAAAGGUUGAUCUGCUUAUCCAGCAAUUCAGAAUCGAGUUCCUCUGUGAAAUCCCUUUCAAUUUGUGUGUUAAAGACAAGUCAGGUAUUUACGAGUUGAAUGCAAAUGAACAUCACACCACAAUCUCCUUAUUCCCCACUGUGUCAUUAAGUGGGGAAACCUAUGGUAAACUUUCCGAGUUGGUGUGCGCCAGUAAGAAACUUGGCAGAAUCACUGAUCUAUAAUAGAGAAUAAUAUACCAUUAUACAUUACCUGACAAAAAUCUUGUCGCCUAUCCAAGUUUUAGGAUCAACAAAUAAUAACUUCUAGUUGAUCAUUUGGUAUCAGAAGUGGCUUAUAUGAAAGGCAAAGGCCUCUAGAUUAUGCUUAUUUUACUAAAAUAAAAUAUGAUCAUGCCUCGAUUUUGAAUUAUUUAAUUAGGACAGUAAGGUCUGACUUUACUUAGACAAGUCUUGUCACUUAACAGAAAUAAUGUACAGUAUAGAAUAUAAAGUCAUGCUGCAGUGGGACAAACAUUAAUAUUGCGUAUGACUCCCAUGAGCUUGGAGGACUGCAAGUCAUCUGGAAUGGCAAAGAAAGCGUUCAUGCAGGACUCCCAGAGUUCAUCAAGAUUCUUUGGAUUCAUCUUCAAUGUCUCCUCCUUCCUCUUACCCCAGACAUGCUCAAUUAUGUUCAUGUCUGGUGACUGGGCUGGCCAAUCCUGGAGCACCUUGACCUUCUUUGCUUUCAGGAACUUUGAUGUGGAUGCUGACGUAUGAGUAGCGCUGAAGAAUUUGCCGUCUCCUGUGGUUUGUAAUGUAAUGGGCAGCACAAAUGUCUUGAUACCUCAGGCUGUCGAUGUUGCCAUCCAGUCUGCAGAUCUCUCGCACGCUCCUAUACUGAAUGUAACCUCAAACCAUGAUUUUUUCUUUACCAAACUUAACUGAUAUCUGUGUGAAUCUUGGGUCCAUGCGGGUUCCAAUAGGUAUUUGCAGUAUUUGUGAUGAUUGGGAUGCAGUUCAACAGAUGAUGCAUUGGAAAAAAUCUCCCUUCUGCCACUUUUCCAAAUGAUCAACUAGAAGUCAAGUUAUUAUUUGUUGUUCUUACAACGGGGAUCGACGACAAGACUUUUGUCAGGUAGUGUAUGUCUUGAGAUCAGCAGGUCGAAUUCACAGAUGCAAAGUCAUCCCUUAUAGGUUGCCAGUGACAAAACACAACUGAUGUGAAUUCUUUGCUUUUCAUUAGAGUUAACGCACCCUGCUGUAUUUUUACGUAAUUUAUCAAAAGUAGGUACAACACCAACUUGUACCACCCAAAGUGACUUGAAAACACCUGAUGUCAUUAUUACGACUUGUCAACUUGUAAGAAGGAAUGUCUCAGGAAGAUUUAAAGACAGCAUAAAACCUCUAAGAAACCCCUUAUAGAUGGGCACUGCCAAAUUUAAGGGUCUUUUCUUGGCAUUAAUGCUUGGCUAACACAUUUAUGCCUCUUUUGUUUAAAUAAAUGUCUUUAGAAAAAACAUAUUACCCACCUCUGUCAUGAUUUUUGGAAUGAUUUAGCUCUUUUUGAAAUCGAACAAAUUUCGAAAACAUUACCAAAGUUCAUGCUAAUGGAAACCAGGCUAGCGUAUGCUUUGGUGCCCCUAGUGGCAUGGAGUGCAAUGCAAAUCAUCUAUCUAGAAUCAUGUUGAGUAUGUUUCAGGACUAAUGAGUAUUUCCAUGUCAUAUUAACCAAUAUUAACACACAUCACGUGCUGAUCUCAGGUCAUUGGGCAAGUCACUGUAUCCUCCCAGGUCUUGCCUUUCUAACAUGAGUUUAAUUAAACAGAUUGUACCGGCCGUUGAGUUUACAGAAAAACCUUGCCGAGAGUCACAUGAAAUGUACAAGUUCUGGGAUGUGGAAGUCAGGGUAAAAGUCCACUUUACCAAAUGCCUUGACUGAUCCUCUAUUUUAGUGUACUGCAUCUUUAUUUGCUAAUUGACAUGUCUCACUUUAAUCUAUUGUUCUAUAUUUAAAAAAAAAAGAAAAUCAGAGCAUGACUGAAAAAAAAUUCUAUGCAAGUGUUGCAUGAGAUCUGAUUGUUUCUUUUGAUUGUUUCUGAUCUACUUUAGUAUUGCAUUGAUUCUUGUUGUAAGUAUUAUUCUAUUUAGUAAGACGAUUCACCCUCUUUUAUACUGAGCACAGACAAGGGGCUUCUGUGGCAAGUUCAUUUUCGUUCAAAAGCUCCUUUUCAAUCUCACGGGCUUCAAUACCUCCACUGUUAUUUCUUAUGUUAAUGCUUAACCAUCAAUGUAAUAAAACAAUGUUCUAGGUUCGAGUCAAGCUGUAUUUACAGAAUCUGAUGUUGUUGGUUAUAUCACAGAAAAUAAGUUCAGCUCAUCCACUGUUUUAAUGAUACUGAAUGCAAAAACAUGUAUUGAAAGUCAAAAAGCAUUGAAUGUUUGAAGCAUUUUAGAACAAAGAGUAAAAUUCAAGUUAUAAGUGGCAAAAAUACCACUGUAUAUGAAUCUAUUUUUCAUUAGUUAUGAUAUAUAUAGUUCAGAAAUUAUCACACAUGCAACACUGACAUAAUCCUUUCCUAUUUUUAUAUCAGUGUGGAUUGAUUUUAUUCAUUAAUACUUUCAAGCUUUUCCAAGUUUCUGAUUGAUUCAGACAUUUUGAACAAAUCAUUUGAAUGAAUGAUUCAGGGAAUCGUUCAUUACUACAAGUGCUGUGUCCCAAUUUGCAUACUUUUACUAUGUCUUAAAAGUGUGUACUUUUUUGUGAAGAAAUAGUACAUGAUUUUUAGUGUGUAACAGAAAAGGAUAGAAGCUUUGGGACAGUAUUAUUCGAAAAACCGACCAGGCUCAGCCUUGCAGUAUACAACGGUAUACAACAUAUUUUGUAGAAAUUCUGUCAAUUAAACUGCUCAACCAGUCUGUUCUCAAGAGGAAACGUAACCAAAGUUCGUCAGCGAACUGAAGCUUUUAGUUCUAUUUACAAAUGGGCAAUUCCAGCAUUAUGGAGCCAGUGCGCUCACCACACACAACAGCUAUAGGGGGAGUGGAAAGAUAAUAAUAGAGCCAAUUCGGUGGAUGGGGAUGAUUGGGAGGCCAUGAUGAGUAAGGCCCGAUGGAGGGAAUUUGGCCAGGACACCGGGGUUACACCCCUACUUUUUACAAGAAGUGCCAUGGGGUUUUUAAUGACCAC
Molecule: messenger RNA, 9634 nt
Organism: Danio aesculapii
Lineage: Eukaryota; Metazoa; Chordata; Actinopteri; Cypriniformes; Danionidae
Gene: cacnb3a
Product: calcium channel, voltage-dependent, beta 3a
Exons: 14
Coding region: 1-1671 (556 amino acids)
Biological process (GO): calcium ion transmembrane transport; regulation of voltage-gated calcium channel activity; neuromuscular junction development
Cellular component (GO): voltage-gated calcium channel complex
Molecular function (GO): high voltage-gated calcium channel activity; protein binding
Source: RefSeq, a predicted model, not a curated record